AUGAUUCUACCCUUUUAUGAGGAGCUAGCGCAAAUGGCAGAGAAAGAUCAAAAUGGGAAAUGGGAUGAAAAGUUAGAGGUAUUCUUAAAAGUUUAUCAAUUGGAUAUGUUUUUUGUGGUGGACAUGUCGGACACUGUGGAAAAGAUUCAAAUCGAGCCUCGUGGGUGGAGAGGAGAGCGCCUAAAACCUAGGAGAAAUAAAGAAGAUUGCGAGAGGAAAUAA
Molecule: messenger RNA, 222 nt
Organism: Sclerotinia sclerotiorum 1980 UF-70
Lineage: Eukaryota; Fungi; Ascomycota; Leotiomycetes; Helotiales; Sclerotiniaceae
Exons: 2
Coding region: 1-222 (73 amino acids)
Source: RefSeq, a predicted model, not a curated record